This is a messenger RNA of Molossus molossus (Pallas's mastiff bat), 528 nucleotides long. RefSeq names its product ATP6V1F neighbor (gene SPMIP1). The record is from RefSeq and is a predicted model, not a curated record. The transcript is spliced from 2 exons. The coding region runs from base 1 to 528 and encodes 175 amino acids. NCBI's taxonomy places the organism in Eukaryota, Metazoa, Chordata, Mammalia, Chiroptera, Molossidae.
AUGUCACGGCAACUCAACGUGGAUACCGUGCGGCAGAACUUCUGGAAGGAGGAAUUUCUUAAGGAGAAGAUCUUGCGCUGUGAAUGGUACCGCAAGUAUGGGUCGAUGGUGAAGGCCAAGCAGAAGGCUAAGGCUGCUACCCGCCUACCCCUCAAACUGCCCACCCUGUACCCCAAACCCCCACUCUCACCCCCACCUGCUCCCAAAGCAGUAUCGGCCAGGGUCCCCAGCCCUGCCCUGGAGGCUCCUUCACAGGCAGAGAUGUACCCAGUACUGCCUGCCACUCGGGCCCUGCUGUAUGAAGGCAUCUCCCACGACUUCCAGGGGCGCUACCAGUACCUCAAGACCCGUAAACUGGACAUCCCAGAGAUGCGCUACCUCUUCCCCAUCACUACCAACUUCACAUAUGGCUGGCAGCUGGGCCCCCCAGUGAAGAAAGAACUGUUCUGCAGUAUGGGCCGCAUUGAAUCGUUCUUCCGCAAGAACGGGGCCUUCGCACCUCUUGACCCCCGGGAUGUGGCCCUCUGA